GUUCGGACGCGGCCAAGCAAACACAGUGUCGAAUUUUUCCUAAAUUCAGAAAAGGAACCCAAACAUUCGUGUGGCUAUUUGCACCUAAAAAGAGUUAUCAAUUUGAUUCGGCGCGUAUGGUUUUACGCCUGCGCUUCUUGUUUUUUGCGCAGUUUGUUAUUGUUUUAAUUCGUAUGGAUCAUCAAAGUGGGUGGCAUUCUCGCAUCAAAUGACACGGACACCGGCAGGAACGGCCGCCUAAGGCUAGGAAUACCGCUUCCAAAAACGCGCUUCGAUAGUUUGCAAAUAAAAUAAACGGCAAAACGCAACAGGCAACAACGCGAACGCGUCUUUUUGGCUUGAAAAGGGCAUUCGGGAAGGCAGGAAAAUUCAAGCCAAUAAAAGAUACAUACAAGAAAAAAUGCAAAGAGUGCGCGAAAAUUGAAUGCGUGUGCGAGCGUGUUAGUGUGUGCUCGUGUGUGUCUGCAGCCAUAAAACAAACAAAUAAAACUAGUGUGAAAAAUAAUUUGUGUGUUUUGUGUUGUUUAAACAAUUAGCCGCAAAAACCCUCGCGUCUCUCACUGUGUCCGUGUGUACGUGUGUGUGUAUCCCUGGAAUGCGGCAGUCGGCGGCGCAUGCGCAAAUAUUUGUGAUUUGUUUUUGUUUGCGCGCAGAAGCUAAAAGAGAGGGAGCGAGAGGCGGAGAGAGUGAAACGGGAAGCCAACAUUGGAGUACCACAUCGAUAUCGAUGGCCGUUUGCAUAAGGUCUCUGAGGUCGUAGACACCACUUAAAGACAACUAAAAGGAAACAAAAAAGAAAAAAAAAAACCGAAAAUAUAAGACAAGGCAAACAAGGAACCGACUCAAAAAUGUCCGGCAAUCAACAGCAGCAACAAAACCAGCAGAAGACAUUAACCACAACAACAUUAACAGCAGCAGUAGCAGCAGCAGCAGCAGCAACAACAAACGGAACAACCACUUUGAACAAUAAUUUGAUAAAAACAAAUAGCGUUGACAAAAUUAUAAGCAAAACAGCGACGCAGGCAAUUAGCAAGCAACAGCAGCAGCAGCAGCAGCAACAGCAGCUACCAAGACGCUCUUUGUUGCCACCAACAGCAGCAGCUACAUUACAGCAGCAACAGCAGACAGUGCCACACUCAACGCAGCAACAAAGCGUAACGACAGCAGGAAAGAAGCAGCAGCAGCAGCAGCAACAACAAUCACAUCAAUUGCAGACUGUGGCCACAAUCCAUCAGCCACACUCCACGCAACAGCAACAGCAGCAGCAGCAGCAACAUCAUCAUCAGACAUUGACUUCUCGCUUGCCCAUACAACAGCAAUCCACUAAAGAAUUGCCCAAUCUUGCAACACAUCAACAGCAGCAGCACCAGCAGCAGCAUCAACGUCGCAGCUUCUACCAAUUGCAGCAGCAGCAGCAGCAGCACUCCCUUCGCAGUCCAAACCUUAAGGCACCAGCACCCGCACACUCCAUACCACCUAGAUACCAGCCACCGCCACAGCCAGGCACGGGGAUACUGAAACCACAUUUGCCCAUUAAAUAUCCGCCGGAUAUACCCCAGCUAUCCAACAUCUACAUACCAGACUCGCUCAAGCAACAGCAGCAGCAGCAGCAUCCACAGCAAACACGCUAUCUGCAACAUCCGGCUGUUUUAAAGGGAGGAGCACAGGAUAUGCUGAAGUUUGUACGCAAGCCGGAACAGGAACAUCCAUCGCCCAAUGCCUCGGUCACGUCCAGCGGCACUGGUAUACCCACGGCCAAUGGAGGUGGACGCCUGACGGUGGAACAGAAUCGCCAGCUGCAGUCGCUGGUGAAUGAGCUUCGCACCCUCAAGGAGCAGAAUCAGCGGCUGCUGGAUGACAACCAGGAGCUGAGGGAUCUGUGCUGUUUCCUGGAUGACGAUCGGCAGAAGGGACGCAAGUUGGCCAGGGAAUGGCAACGCUUUGGUCGUUACACGGCCAGUGUAAUGCGCCAAGAGGUGGCUGCCUAUCAGAACAAACUACGUCAGUUGGAUGACAAACAGCAAGAGCUAAUCACCGACAAUCUGGAGCUGAAGGAGCUCUGCCUGUACUUGGACGAGGAGCGUGCCCAUGUGGCUGCCAAUGCGCUGUGCGCCGGGUGUGGUGCGGCCACCAGGAAUGCCCUGCGCGACGACGGCGACGGCUCCAGCUCCAGCACCCAAGCGGAUGAGACCAUCACAGCCUUGCGAAACUAUGCUGAGCAGCGCCAACUCCCCCAGGAUCUACGUCAUGCCCACACGCUGAACGAUCAGACGCUUCAGUAUGUGCGCUCGCUGGAACGACGCAUCCAGCAGCUGGAGGAGGAACGCACCACGCCAACAGCCCAUAUGCAGCAGCCCACGCCCACGCCUCAGGCCGCCACACCAACGCCACAGCCAGCCACAGCACCAGCCAAAUCAGCGCCCUCGCCCCAUCAGCAGGAGAUCAACAGCAGCAGCAGCAGCCAACAGCAGGCGGUGGCUGCAGCAGCGGCAGCCGCAGCGGCCAUACAGCUGCCAGAACCGAUUGCUGGCCGUCCGGAGGCGGUGGUGCGGGCCCUCCAAGUGCUGGAGGUGCGAGAGCAACUGGAACGCGACCGACUGGGCAAUUUGGCUGGCAGUGCCCUCGAUCAGAUGGACGAUGGCGAGAAGGCGCUGGUGCGCGAGAUGUGCAACGUGGUCUGGCGCAAACUGGAGGGCAGUCCGCACGGACCCGCUGCCCUGGAGCCGCUCUAAGCACACCCACACAGAAACACACACACAGAACCUAAACCGGGCUAACACUUAGACAUAAGUAAACAUUUAAUCCUAACUUAUCCGUAAUAUUUAAUCCUAAAACAUUGUACAAAGUUCAAACCACAACCUAAGCUUAAGACCCGAGAGACCACAAAAAAGCGAAAGAAUACUCAAAAAAAUGUUUCAGAGUACGCCAUCAACGGAUGCUAAAUCAUGGGAUAGGUAUAUUGUGUUCCCCUAACAGUACUUGUAUAGUGAUUCAGCUUUGAAAUCGAGCUUUAACUGGUCUUAAAGCUAACCGAUUUGGAUGCGAAUCGAUCGCACUGCUCUGCUCUGCUCUGCUCAACUCAACUGAAAGGAUGACUCCACAAAAUCAAAUAAUCAACUCCAUUGUUGUUUAUUUUCGAUUUAGAGGAAACUUUCCAAUGCCGAUCAUUUCAUAGGAUCACUUUUUUUAAUUAAUCUAAAGUAGCUACCCCGACGAUGAUGUGGAUGAUGAUCUGUUUUUCUGUUGAUGGCCGUAUUCUCAUAACUAUUUUUUUUUACAAUUAUUGUAAACUUUGACUGUUAUUUUUGAGGAAAUACUAAUGUCUUUGCUAAAUCAAAAUACAAAA
Molecule: messenger RNA, 3346 nt
Organism: Drosophila persimilis
Lineage: Eukaryota; Metazoa; Arthropoda; Insecta; Diptera; Drosophilidae
Gene: Ccdc85
Product: putative mediator of RNA polymerase II transcription subunit 26
Exons: 4
Coding region: 849-2732 (627 amino acids)
Source: RefSeq, a predicted model, not a curated record